Messenger RNA from Xenia sp. Carnegie-2017, 2123 nucleotides. RefSeq names its product suppressor of SWI4 1 homolog. Gene Ontology annotation, molecular function: rRNA binding. Lineage: Eukaryota; Metazoa; Cnidaria; Anthozoa; Malacalcyonacea; Xeniidae. The transcript has 15 exons. Bases 353 to 1633 code for a protein of 426 amino acids. Gene Ontology annotation, biological process: rRNA processing; ribosomal large subunit assembly. The record is from RefSeq and is a predicted model, not a curated record. Gene Ontology annotation, cellular component: preribosome, large subunit precursor.
UGUUUAUGAAUAGCGAGUGUGGCAUGAAAAAUUGAAACAUGGUAAAUGAAUGGAAUAAUUCAUAAUUCUCCCGCCGUCCGGCGGGAAGGGAUGUAAAACCGGAAAAGAAUUGAAAGUGACAAAAGUUUCCAGGCCCCUUGACGUAAACACAAACAACAGUGUACCAUGUGCAAGAACACAGAAUGGUAAUACAUGUGUGGUUGUACCAUUUUUCAGAAUUUAACUGAUCAAAAAGUUGUUGGUUUAUUGUAAACAGGACAACGACAAUGGCUAAACGGAAAAAGAAAAGCAGGCCGAAAGGUCAAAACGAAAAGCAAGAAGAGGCUGCAAAAAUGCUCCAAAGACAUUUGUCAUGCAUCGUGGAGAAGUUGGCAAAUCCAUUCUUCAAUUGGAAAUGGAUUUGAGGCAUGUUAUGGAACCAAACACUGCUCUUAAUCUCAGGGUGCGAAAGAACAAUGUAUUGAAAGAUUUUGUGAACAUUGCUGGACCACUAGGAAUCACCCAUUUUAUAAUCUUUUCACAAACAAAAAUUGGCUCAUAUGUGCGCAUCACAAGGCUUCCCAGAGGUCCAACGUUACAUUUCAAAAUUCACAAGUUUUCACUUGCGAAGGAUGUUGUCUCAAUUUUGAAGCGACCAAAAACAUAUGGAACUCAAUACAAGCAUUCUCCUUUGAUGGUCUUAAACAACUUUGAUCAGUCAGCAUUGCCUGGGAAGCUGAUGACAUCAAUGUUUCAAAAUCUUUUCCCAUCAAUAAACAUUGAAAAGAUAAAAUUGGCUGAAAUUCGACGCUGUGUGUUAAUUAACUAUGACAAAGAAAAUGGCAUGAUUGAUUUUCGACACUAUCAGAUUGAUAUUUCCCCCAUUGGCAUGAGCAAAGGAGUAAGAAAAUUGUUGCAAUCCAAAGUUCCAAACAUGGGCAAGCUUUCCGACGUUAGUGAAUAUAUUGAAAGAGCGGCAGGAGGGUAUGGGUCGGAAAGUGAAGCAGAAGACCCUAUAGACAAUCAUGUGACACUACCACAAGACCUUCCGGGACGAGGAAACAUCAAGUCAGAAAAAAGUUCUGUGAAACUGACUGAGCUUGGUCCACAAAUGUCCCUUCAACUUAUGAAGAUUGAAGAUGGUCUUUGUACUGGAGAAGUUUUGUUUCAUGAAUUUGUUCAAAAAACCAAAGAAGAAGUGGAGUCUUUGAAAAAGCAGCGUGUUGCCAAACGAAAACUAAAAGAACAACGAAGGAAGGAGCAAGAAGAAAAUGUGAAAAGAAAACAAAAAGAAAAAGAGCUAAAUAAAAAACGUAGCAUUGCUGGACAGAUGAAAAAGAUAAAAAUGGAAAAAGAGAACAAGGAACAUGAUGGUGAAGUAAAACAAGAUGAAGACAAUGAAGAUGAUGAAAAAAGUGAUAUUAGUGUGGAAAGUUGUAAUGAAGAAAUAAAGUGGUAUAUGGAAGAAGUGGGAGAAGAACCAGAUGAAGAUCUUUUUUCUGGUAAAGCUCACGCUAUAAAGUCGAAUAAAAGGAAGCAUAAGGUCAGAACAAAACCAGAUGUCAUCAGCAAGAAGCGAGUGAAAUUAGACACAAUGUCAAAGACAAGAAAACCACUGGAUAGAAGAAAAAAGAAAAAAAACCAGCGUACUUAAUAGCUAAAAAACAGACUUAUCAUCUCAAUCUCAAACUUGAUAAACAGAAAUCUUUCACAGUGACCAGAAAUUUUACAUUGUCAUGCCGUGAGUCUAUGCCACUUUAAAACCAUAUAUGUUUAAAAACAUGAACUUAUACAUCAAUACAUAUCAAUGGCUGAAGUGAAUUUACAAAAAAAGCAAAUCCUACAUUCAAAGUCAUGCAUGGCUUGUUAUUCCCAUUAUAUAUAUUUGUCAAUAGUUAAAUCACUUUCAAUGGUUACAUAAGUGCAUUGGUAGUACAAAUGUGAUCAAUUUGUGAAUAAAUAUAUGACUCAUUUUCAAGUGCAUGUUUGCAAAAUUAGAAAAAAUGCAAGAACAGCCCAAGUUUGAAAUAAAUUUGUUAACUUAAUUAUGCAAUCCUUUGGUAAUGAUCUAUAUAUGUAUAAUUCAUAUGCAUUAUCCUUAUUGUAUGGUUUGAGAAGAUUAUAAGCUAAAACCAUCAAUGAUA